Molecule: messenger RNA, 1261 nt
Organism: Spizellomyces punctatus DAOM BR117
Lineage: Eukaryota; Fungi; Chytridiomycota; Chytridiomycetes; Spizellomycetales; Spizellomycetaceae
Product: CDP-diacylglycerol--inositol 3-phosphatidyltransferase
Exons: 2
Coding region: 153-944 (263 amino acids)
Biological process (GO): phosphatidylinositol biosynthetic process
Cellular component (GO): Golgi apparatus; membrane
Molecular function (GO): CDP-diacylglycerol-inositol 3-phosphatidyltransferase activity
Source: RefSeq, a predicted model, not a curated record
AAACGCUUUAAAGAUAAACAACGAAAGCUUUUAACAUUUGGAGAUCCGUUCGGCUGCUCCGCGACUGGGAGCAUACGGUCUCUUGUCUCUGACUAUCUGCGUCCGCCCCUUUUCGCAUCCUCCUUCUCGCUGCAACUGCCUCCGGAAGCACAAUGUUCAGUCCGUCGAAAACUGAUAACGUCUUCCUCUUUGUGCCAAACCUCAUCGGUUAUGCCAGGGUGUUGCUUAUGUUCGCCGCCUUGUGGUAUCUACCUUAUCACACAUAUACAGCAAUGGCACUGUAUUCAAUAAGCUGUCUGCUGGAUGCGGCAGACGGUCAAGCAGCGAGAUAUUUUGGACAAACAUCGCGCUUCGGUGCGGUUCUCGAUAUGGUCACCGACAGGAGUACAACUUCCUGCUUACUGAUCUACCUUGCCCUUGCGUUCCCGCGAUUCACGCUUUUUUUCCAAACGCUACUUGCGCUCGACCUUUCCGCCCAUUAUCUGCAAAUGUACUCUUCUCUCGUUCUUGGCGCCGGAUCGCACAAGAACGUGGAUCCCAAGAAGACUUCAUGGCUACUUCGCCAAUACUACACCAACAACAAAGUGCUCUUUGUGGUUUGUGCAGGAAACGAGCUCUUUUUCAUAGCGUUGUACCUGGUGGGAACGUGGCACGUAGAGAUUGCGAAAAAGGGGGGUUUGGCAAUGUUAGGUAUUGGGGCCGGGUAUCCGGCAGUGGCCGCGGCGGGUGCUGGCGUAGGCACUCCGAGUGGUGGAGCCUGGAUACCAAAUGUGGAAGGAGUUGACACAACAUCCUACGUUGCGUGUGUCGCACUCGCAAUUGCAAUGUUCCCAGUAUUUGCGCUGAAGCAGGUCACAAACGUGAUCCAAUUAGUUGGCGCAAGCAGAAACCUUGCAAGGUUGGAUAAAGUAACCAGAGCCCAAGCCGUUGGAAAAUCCCAAUGAUUCACUGGAUUGUAACUAGUUUGCUCUUUUUGCAUGUGGAUCUGGGUUUUUAAUAGAAGGGGAUGGGCGAUGACUUCCAAAACAAGCCUUUAGGGCAGGGCUAUAUCAAGAGGCGGUAGAGCCUUGGUUGCGUCCUAAGAUGUCUCCCACCUGUCUGAGCAUGAGCUUUACGUGCCAUGCAAUAUAUUGGCUUGCCUGUCGAUCCAUGCCAAUGUCAUAACCUGGGCAAUGGCCGGCGCCGGACUAGUACGAGAUCUCUUAUCGGUUUCUCCGAAGGUCUUCAAUGAAAGCCAUGCGCUCUAACUUCUAGAUAUUAA